Molecule: messenger RNA, 1347 nt
Organism: Seminavis robusta
Lineage: Eukaryota; Bacillariophyta; Bacillariophyceae; Naviculales; Naviculaceae
Source: the annotation of a GenBank genome assembly
AUGGAUGCUCAACAGAUUCGCACCAUGGUGGAGGCAGCCGUUCAGGCAGCGGUGGCUGCAGCAUUGCAAGACCAGAACGUGCUCGAUGCCAUUCGCCCACCAGCAGUUGUCGUACCUCAGGCUCCAUUCGCGGUGAAUCCAGCUGGAGCUGGCAACAACGCAUGGGACUUUACGUCCUCAACAGGCAUCAAGAUCUUCAUUGCGUCUACGGCUCCCUUCACACUGCCAUACGACGGCAACUUACCUGGAUUGAGAGACUUUCUCAGGAAGAUUUGGCAGAGAGCCGAAUCGUACGGAUGGACCGCGAUCUUAGUUGUCGCCGACGCAUCAGCUACUCCCCGUAAUCUGACAGUUCAGCACGGAUGUCUCGUGCUGGAAGAUGUCCAAGCCCAUGCCAUAGCAUACCUCCGGUUGCAACAGAGAGAACAUCAAGCGUCGUCGUGCCUCAGGAAACUCCUCCUCGGAUCCAUCACGCCAAAACUGGCCAACAGGCUCUCGUCAAGAGAAGAAAAGUACACAGUCAACACUGCUGCGGCGGUGGCACCUGGAGUGGCAGCACCAGCUCCCAUCAUGAUACAGGAUGGCACUUGCAUGCUUUACGAGCUGAUCAAGAUGGUAUCAGUCGAGACCAAGGCCACUGUAUCAAUCAUUUUGAAGAAACUCAACAACUUGGACGUCCUCAUGGAGAAGUGCAAGUCCAAUGUCGAAGAGUUCAACACCAUCGUGGAUGAUCUAGUUGCACAACUGGACGCUAGGAGCGUCACCACUCCACCCAUGAUGGAGAACCUAUUCGAAGGAUAUUCGAACUGUGCCGACCCCAAGUUCGCCCGGUACAUCUACAUGAAGCAAGAAGCAUAUGAAGAUGGGACUAUUCAGCUUCAAUACCCGGCGCUCAUGAAGGUGGCUCUUGAAAGGUACAAGGUUCUUGUCGACAAGAACCAAUGGCUGCAGAAGACCGAGGAGCAGCUGGAAAUCAUUGCCCUCAAGGCACAGGUAGUGAGUCUCACAGCUUCGAAGCAGACAAGUGGCACUCCCAGCAAGGCGACUCCAAGGAAGGACCAAAAGGGUCAGGGCGACAAGUUUGCUUGGAAGCUGGUUGCACCAAAGCAAGGCGAGGCACAGGAGAAGACUGUCAAUGGCAAAGCUUACGUGUACUGCCCGUACCAUGACACGACCAAGUGGGUGCUCGAGGUUAAUGACAAAGGAGUCAAUCACCGAACCGGCUGCACCAAGAUGAAGGAAGCCAAAGCCGCUGAGGCGGCAGCUGGCCAGGGCGAUGCGACCGAAGCUGCGCUUGCUGGAGCCAUCGAAGACGUCGGAACGGCAACGGUUGAUGACAACCCCUGA